Molecule: messenger RNA, 2233 nt
Organism: Durusdinium trenchii
Lineage: Eukaryota; Dinophyceae; Suessiales; Symbiodiniaceae
Source: the annotation of a GenBank genome assembly
CCAUGAUCCAAGAUCCCUGGAUUGGGGAACGGUGCCAGUGCCCUGUGUUCCUAUCUCAACACUUAGGACGCUGGCAGUCGCUCGAUCUGGCCACAACAAGCUUGAAGAGCUCGGCGCGGCUAGCGUUCGAUGCCGUGACUGAUGAUCUGACGAUCUUUUUGAUUUUUGAUUUCGCAAAAAGCGCAAUCUACUCCGGGUAGCUUCGAUCGGAGCUGCCGCGCAUCCCUCAUGAGCAGGUAGUCUAUUCAGACUGCCUUUUGCUGGAAGGUGCCGUCUGCCGUUCUGCUCCGCAGGCGGCUUUUGUGACAAAGGGCAGUGUGGAAAGGCAUACCUUGUUCAAAUGACGGGGUGUGUUGUUCGUUCUUUGAUUUUGUUCAGAUCAUCUGAUGGAUGCUACCAGAUCGUGUAGCUUCAGGAGCCAACCUUCCAACCUACCCAAGACGCACGGAAGGAAAAACAUUUGCGCUUCUUGAUGUGCGACUUGGUUGUUCAUUUGUGAGUGGAGGGCUCUGUUCAGAGCCCGGAGAGAGAGAACUUAAUUGGAUCGCAUUUUGCCAUUUCGUUCAGGUGCUACCGCUCUUCUGCGUCGCGCUUUUCAUUCCAGUCCUUGGCAGCAUUUCUGCUGUAUUUGGAGACACGCGGACGCUGAUGACAACCUCAACAAUUCUUCUGGGUAGCUUCUUCAAUCAGACUUCUUUCCUCGUACUGGGUAGUUUGGCGAUCAAUGCUAUCUUUUCAAAGUGUGGCAUUUUGGACCUGCUGAUGUCUAUACUAUUGAGACGCUGGAAGCUGGAGAGCAAGAGUUUCCUGUUAGUCAUCAUGCUGUGCACAAUGACAGCCUGCUCAGUGCUUUGCUCGGGGUUGAUUGUGGUGCUGGCAGCGCUAAAACCGCUCAUGCGUCAAGGUCUUGAAGAAACUGCCAUCAAGCGGCUUCUAUUGGGUGUUGCAUUUUCCGCCAAUGCAGGGUCCAUACUCUUGCCGAUCUCAAGCACUACCACCCUCAUCACGCUGAGCUUGUUGCGCGACUUUGACCACAAGCUUUCCCUCGUCAGCUGGAUUUUCGUGUCGGGGCCCGUGGCCUUGUUUGGAACGGUGCUCUGCUGGUGGAUUUUGGUGAAGCUUUUCCCAGCAGAAGGGGAUGCUAACGAAGAGGUCUACCGAACCGUGGAGGAAGGCCUUGAGGAGGCCGACAGGCCGCAGCUCAUGAGACAAUGGAGUCUGUCGAAUGCACCUAAGCUUGUGAUGACAGAUGGCCACUGGUUUAUGCUGAUGGUCACCUGUGUCGCGGUGCUCGGCAUGACUGUUUUCGCGGAGGCCCUGGAGCCAGUGGUGGGACAUCCAGCAAUCUUGGCACUUGCAGUGGUGGUUGUUGCCUUUGGCAGUGGUUUCAUGUCACGCGAUGAGUACUUGACCCUUGAGUGGGAUUUGUUGGCGAUCGUUGGUGGCACCAAUGUAAUGGCUGUUAUGAUACGAGAAACAGCACUGGCUGCCAACGCGUCAGUGCUACUGACCCAGGGUAUCUUUGAUUUCUUGGCAUUUUGGCCUUUCCUCAUUCUGGUUGUUUGUCUUCUAUUGAUCUUUGGUACCUUUUGUGGGCACUCCUUGACAGCUGUGCUGGUCUUACCUUUACUAGUGCCCUUGGGUGUGAAGUUGGAGGAGGCGGAGUCUUUUGCUUUACUUUGUUGCAUUGCUAUCCCCUUUGGAAUGGGGAUGCCGAGUGCGUCCUUUGAUAACAUGGCCGCACAGAUGUUUUCUCAGAAUCUGAAGCGAAAACGUUGCGAGCUUUCAGUGCGAGACUUUUUUCACAGUGGUGGGCUUAUGGCCCUUACGGGAGGAUUUUUGACUGUGACGUUGGGCUUCGGCGUGAGCUCUUUGCAACAUGGGCUGCCAAAAGUGCCCACUGAUGUGCUCCAGAGGCGAACACCAGCAGAGUUGGAGCCCAAAGUGGUGAAGGAGAAUCGAGUUUUAGAUGGUAAGCAGAAGCGGCCGUUCCUGAAAAUGCUGGGGCAGCUACACGCCUUCGGUACAAACCGGACAAGACCCAGGAAGAGCUAAGUUUGAUGCAAAAAGAUGCAAAAAGGUCCUAUGCAGUACGUUUGUGCAGUUCUUUCUAUUUGUCCGUUUGACAGGGUUUCUAUGUAUUCUUCCAGAUGUCUCCGUUUCUGAGGUCUUGAGCCUCAGAGAUCCAAAUGGUCCAAGACGAGUGGAUCCGCAGGAAGGUGGCGGCUUUCCA